Messenger RNA from Teleopsis dalmanni, 706 nucleotides. RefSeq lists its product as uncharacterized. The transcript has 7 exons. The record is from RefSeq and is a predicted model, not a curated record. Bases 156 to 572 code for a protein of 138 amino acids. NCBI's taxonomy places the organism in Eukaryota, Metazoa, Arthropoda, Insecta, Diptera, Diopsidae.
GAAAACUUCUACAACCUUUCAGUGCUGCUGAGUGAGUGAGUGCUUUGGGUGAACAGUGAAAGACCGGCAGUGUUUAGUCUUUUGUAGGCAGUCAAAGACAACGUUUAAUAAAUUAACUCGAAGGAUUACCAGGAACCAAAAACCAAAUAAGCAAAAUGUCUCUACGCGCAAUGCUAACUAAAAUCCCACAAACUACAAACCUAGUCAGACCAAUACUGAUCAAACCAAAUCAGUAUGUAGUACGUAGUCAACCAAAAUCAACUACCGGUAGAGGAGAAAUGUAUAUGUUCACAGCACAAGGAAUUAAAAAGUAUUGGGAGGUAAUUCCCCUAUUGGUUAUUGUGGGCGCUGGUGUUGUAGGUCUAGUAUAUGCUUCUGUACGUAGUGCCUUGACUCGCGAUGAUGUACGUUAUAACAACAAAUCGAAAAUGCUUUGCGAAAUUAUUGAUACAGACGAAAGCAAAAUACCUAAGCCUAGAAAGUUCUUGGUUUACAAUCAAAAAUACGAAACACCGAGUGGUUUAAUUGAAGCUGGUCAAGCUUUGAAAGAUCCUGCCACUGAAGCCAAUUAGAUGCUCUUACUUAAAAUUAUAACGUUGAACAAUAAUAUAUAUUUUUAAAAUAAAGUAAUUCCAAAUGUACCUCAAAUAAUUAUGAGAUAAAUAAUUAAUAAUUUUUAUGUAUAUUUAUGUAUGUAAGUGUAAAU